Molecule: messenger RNA, 2882 nt
Organism: Neocloeon triangulifer
Lineage: Eukaryota; Metazoa; Arthropoda; Insecta; Ephemeroptera; Baetidae
Gene: beta-Man
Product: beta-mannosidase
Exons: 15
Coding region: 59-2824 (921 amino acids)
Biological process (GO): glycoprotein catabolic process
Molecular function (GO): beta-mannosidase activity
Source: RefSeq, a predicted model, not a curated record
ACACCGCCAGUGCAAGUUAGUAGAUCCGUUGGCGGCUACUGGAGAACCGGGUCACGCGAUGGCUUUCAAUUCACUUGUGAUAUUGCUGGUUUUGUUUACUGCUGGCCCAGCACUUUGCGUUCUGCAAUACGAUUUGGGAGCGUUGGCCGCGGAUAAUGUCUGGACAGUGGUCAACAAGAAUGGCAGCAUCAGCGUCAGUGCGACCGUCCCGGGCGGAAUUUACUCGGAUUUGCGAAGUGCAAAUAUAAUUGAUAGCGAAUUUUAUUACCGAUUCAACGACCACCUUCACAGAUGGGUUGGAUUAGAAACUUGGACCUACAGCAGGCAAUUCACGGUGCCAGCCGAGUUGACGGCAAAAAAGCAAAUAAAUCUAGUUUUCGAGGGCAUUGACACUUACGGUCAGAUUUUCAUCAACAAUGAAGUGCCAGUCACUGUGGACAACAUGUUCGUUCGAUAUGUCAUUCCAUUUACACUACAGACAGUCAAUACAAUUACUGUGGUGCUGCCGUCCACGGUCGAGUACGCGGCCAACAGGUCGGCGACGACUUUUGUCGCUCCAGCCUGCGUGGUACCCGAAUAUCAGGGCGAAUGUCACGCCAAUCAAGUGAGGAAAAUGCAGGCGUCGUUCAGUUGGGAUUGGGGUCCAGCUUUCCCGUCAGCUGGAAUUUGGAAAAACGUUUACGUUGAGGCGUACGAUACCCUGUUGAUUCGAGACACCAUCUACGAUAUUCAAUUUUCAGAGGCGGAUCAGAAUUGGAAUGUCAAUGUCAGAGUGCACGCAGAAGCUCUUUCAAGACAAGUCUCGUCCGGUGCUGGAGAUUUGGAAUUGCAAAUUCAAGUGGAUAACGUCACCAUCACCUCCAGAAAAAGGGUUUCUUACCAAAACAUUCAAGGAGAAAUCUCCUUUUCCAUUUCUACAAAUAUUCCUGCCUCUUCAGUACAAACGUGGUGGCCAAAUGGAAUUGGAAAAAGUCGCAAAAUUUAUACAUCCAGGGUGACCUACACUCCUGAUGGUGUGACCGAAACUGCAGAAAAGGACAAUACAAUUGCUUUCAGGACUCUUCGAGUGGUGCAGGACUUCGUCGAUCCAAACAAUAUAACCAAAGGGCGUCAUUUUUACUUUGAGGUGAACGGUCAGCCAAUUUUCAUGAAAGGCUCAAAUUGGAUUCCGGCCCACGUGCUCCCUGAGAUCGGUUCUGACCCCAAGUACGCGGAAAAUCUGCUCAGGGCGUCUGCAGAAGCCGACUUCAACAUGCUGCGGGUCUGGGGCGGCGGCGUCUACGAGAGCGACCGGUUUUACCAGCUUUGCGACGAGCUGGGCAUCCUGGUGUGGCAGGACUUUUUGUUCGCGUGCAGCAUGUACCCGGUGGACGGACCGUAUCUGGACAGCGUCCGAACCGAGAUCGUCCAGACCGUCCGACGACUGCAGCACCACCCGAGUAUCGCUCUCUGGGCAGGAAAUAAUGAGAAUGAAGCUGCCUUGAUCGGAAACUGGUAUCAAACUCAAGCCAAUUUCUCCGCGUACAAAGAUCAGUAUAUUCAACUUUACGUGGACACCCUGAAGCCUUUGGUCAACAUCGAAGACCCAACCAGGGCUUACUUGGUUUCCAGUCCAUCAAACGGAAUCAAGUCGGAGGAGGACGGCUUCAUUUCCAACGACCCAUACAGUGCCCUUUAUGGAGACAUUCAUUAUUACAAUUACUUGGCUGACGGUUGGGACCCUGCCGUGUACCCUCGAACGCGAUUCGCCUCCGAAUUCGGUUUCCAGUCUUACCCUUCAAUGUGGGCACUGAGGCAGGACGUGGCCGCCGGCGACCUGGACUUGGGUCUCAACAGCGAAAUCAUCAACCAGAGGCAGCAUCAUCCCGGUGGCAACGCGGAGUUGAAAUUGCAAAUCGAGCACCGGCUCUUGCCAGGAGGACAAUACAAUUGGGACAAUCUGGCCAUGUUUGAAAAGUUCACGUACCUCACCCAGAUUUAUCAAGCUAUGGCGACCAAAACUGAGGCCGAAUGCCACCGCCGAUGGAGGGGGUGGUACGAUGAGCCGACGGGAGAGGGUUUGACCAUGGGGUCGCUGUACUGGCAGCUCAACGAUAUUUGGAACGCACCCACCUGGGCGGGAAUUCAGCACGACGGCACGUGGAAAAUGAUGCACUACUACGCAGCCAAAAUUUUCAGCCCCCUUCACCUGUCCGCCUAUGUCACCCCUGACCGCCGACUCUCUCUUCACGCAAUAACCGAUUUACUGGACAACUACGGAGAUGUCAAAAGUCAAAUCAACGUCCACUCUUGGUCUCAGUUGGAACCACUUUUGUCGUUAAAUUACGAUUUCACACUGCAAAAUAAUUCCGCUUUUGAAGUUAACUCGCAACCCUUGGCGCCUAUUCUCGAAUCUGCCGGCUGCGGAAAUUUAAUUCAACACGCCCAAAGUCGAAUUCCCGAAGAUGCUUGUUUCUUGGUAGUGCAGCUUUUAGAAAGGAGUACCUCGGAGCUGCUUGCCGAAAAUUUCGUGAUUUUGUCACGAUUUGCCGACGCUGUUGGAAUUGUAGUUCGACCCCAGCUACAGAUUAAUGGAGUCACCCUGUCAACUAUGCAACCCCAGUUCAGUCGGUACGUCCAAGUUUUUGACAUUCAAAUAACAACGGACAACGUGGCUCCGUUCGUUUGGCUGGACGCGGCGGACGCCAAGGGCCGAUUUUCGGACAACGGCUUCAUUUUGACCAAUUCCACCAAAACCGUUCAGUAUUACGCCCUGGAAACGCUGACCGCUGCCGACCUGCAGGCGAAACUGACCAUCACUUCCUUAACUCACAAUUGGUUGUAAAAAAAAAAAAAAAUAUUGAAAUUGAGCGAUUUUAUUAAAAUAAAAAUAUAUUUUGAAA